Pararge aegeria (speckled wood butterfly) is the source of this 876-nucleotide messenger RNA. It is a transcript of the gene RpL24-like, whose product is annotated as probable ribosome biogenesis protein RLP24. The transcript has 3 exons. The record is from RefSeq and is a predicted model, not a curated record. NCBI's taxonomy places the organism in Eukaryota, Metazoa, Arthropoda, Insecta, Lepidoptera, Nymphalidae. Gene Ontology annotation, biological process: ribosomal large subunit biogenesis. Bases 55 to 624 code for a protein of 189 amino acids. Gene Ontology annotation, cellular component: nucleolus.
CAUAUUUCCUUCCUUUGACGUGCUGUCAAACAACAAAAACAGCACGUGUGAAAAAUGCGUAUAGAAACUUGUUAUUUCUGCUCCUCCAGGGUAUAUCCUGGUCAUGGAAUCCAAUUCGUGAGAAACGACUGCAAGAUUUUCAGGUUUUGCCGUUCAAAAUGCCAUGCAGCGUUCAAGAGGAAGAAGAACCCGCGUAAAACCAAAUGGACCAAAGCGUACCGUAAGACUGCUGGCAAGGAAUUGGCUAUCGACCCAUCUUUCGAGUUUGAGAAACGUCGUCAUGUACCAGUCAAAUACAACAGAGAAUUGUGGACUAAGACCGUUGAAGCCAUGAAAAAAGUCGAAGAGAUCAGACAGCGGCGGUCCAAUAACUAUAUAAUGCAGAGGUUGAGGAAGGGACGAGAAGUGGAGUGGCAGAGAGAUGUUAGAGAGGUCCAGAGGGAUAUAGCUCUUAUAAGAUCACCAGCCGCCGGUCUCAAACAGAAACAGGACACAGAAAUGGAGGUGGAGCCUGAGACCAUUGAGGUAGUGGACUCCAGGGGCAGGAAGCAGGUCAUUGAAGCUCCCGUCAUGGUGCCCGCUACAGGGGAAAUGAUUGAAGAUUGUGGAGAAAUUGAUUUAUAAUUAUUAACCAUUGGUUUUUUAAACAAUGGAGUUAGCAAACCUGCUAAUAUUUAAGUCAAGGUAUAAUUGUUUAAGAAUGAAUCUGUCAUUACACCAUUUUAUCAGUUGUUACAUGUUGAGUGAAAUCAAACUAUCAUAGUAUAGUCAACGUCAAGAAAUGCAACAAAAAUAAAGUUGGUUGCCUAAGAUGAUAUGUUAUACCAUAUUUCAUGAUGAAAAUGAAACAUUAUACUAUCAUUUUAGUAAUAUUUA